CAUUGGUUCCGCGCCUGGACGCGGCCCUCCCCUUUUUUUUUCCUCGGCGGCGUAAUGGCUGCUCCCAAGACCCAGGGGACUGCUACCCAAGGGGAGGAGGACGGUGCUGACAACCGUGGCGGAGCCGGUGGUGUCAGUUAUGAGGACAGUAAGGAUUGUAUCCUGGAGCCGCUUUCACUGCCAGAAAGUCCAGGUGGCACCACCAGUUUAGAAGGUUCUCCAUCUGUGCCUUGUAUUUUCUGUGAAGAACAUUUUCCUGUGGAUGAACAAGACAAACUUCUGAAGCACAUGAUUAUUGAACAUAAGAUUGUCAUAGCUGAUGUCAAGUUGGUUGCUGAUUUCCAAAGGUACAUUUUAUAUUGGAGAAAAAGGUUCACUGAACAGCCCGUUACAGAUUUUUGCAGUGUAAUAAGAAUCAAUUCCACAGCUCCAUUUGAAGAACAAGACAAUUAUUUCUUGUUAUGUGAUGUUUUACCAGAAGAUAAAGUUCUCAGAGAAGAGCUUCAGAAACAGAGACUGAAGGAAAUUCUGGAACAACAGCAACAAGAACGAAAUGACAACAAUUUUCACGGCAUUUGUAUGUUUUGCAAUGAGGAAUUCCUCGGAAACAGAUCUGUUCUUUUGAACCACAUGGCCAGAGAACAUGCUUUCAACAUUGGAUUGCCAGACAACAUUGUAAACUGCAAUGAAUUUCUAUGUAUAUUACAGAAAAAGCUUGACAACUUGCAGUGCUUGUACUGCGAGAAGACCUUCAGGGACAAAAAUACACUUAAAGACCAUAUGAGGAAAAAACAGCAUCGUAGGAUAAAUCCUAAGAACAGAGAAUAUGACCGAUUUUAUGUCAUCAAUUAUUUGGAACUUGGAAAAUCAUGGGAAGAAGUUCAACUGGAAGAUGAUCGGGAGUUGCUAGACCAUCAGGAAGAUGACUGGUCUGACUGGGAAGAACACCCUGUCUCUGCUGUCUGCCUAUUUUGUGAAAAGCAAGCAGAAACAAUUGAGAAGUUAUGUGUCCACAUGGAGGAUGCACAUGAAUUUGAUCUCCUCAAAAUAAAGUCAGAACUUGGAUUGAAUUUCUAUCAGCAAGUGAAACUGGUCAAUUUCAUUCGGAGGCAGAUUCACCAAUGUAAAUGUUAUGGCUGCCAUGAGAAAUUCAAGUCCAAAGCUGAUUUAAGGACUCACAUGGAAGAAACUAAACAUACAUCCCUACUUCCUGAAAGGGAGAUAUGGGAUCAGCCACAGUAUUAUUUUCCGACCUAUGAAAAUGACACUCUGCUAUGCACGCUGUCUGACAGUGAAAGUGACCUGACAGCUCAGGAACAAAAUGGAAAUAUUGCCAUCAUUAGUGAAGACACAUCUAAACUGCAUGCUUUGAAACAAAACAGUAUUUUGAAUCAGUUGCUACCACACGAGUGCUUGAAGAACUAGAAGAAACUGCUACAGAAGCAAUGUUUCAUGUUUCCCCCUGUGAGACAGACACGAAAGGAUAAAUGUGAACAUCAGCAAAGGAUUAGUCCUUGGUGAAGUAAACUUUAAAGAAUGAAUGUUCUUUUCAAAAAGUAGAGUAGAAACUAAAUAAAAUGAAGAGUUUUUCUAUUUGGGCUCUAACAUUUUAUUAUGUAAUCAUUGCAAAUGAUCUCAUUUCUUUAGACUGUUAUUUAUCUAUAAUGAGGAGGAUGUGCAAAUCACAAAGAAAUGAAAUGUUCAAAUUAUUUAUAAACCUAAUUUCAACCAGUAGUUCAGUCUUUUCCCCACAGGUUCUCUUCAUCCAGCAAGUCACAAAAUUUGACAGAUGUGUACUUUCCGUACUUCACUGGGUAAGCUGUAUAUAUAGGGACCAAAAGAGGAGCCAGAGAAGAGAGGGAAAAAGGUCAAAGUCCUGGAUAAUGCACCAGUUGGACACUAUUUCAGAGUAAUCAAGAUCUGACUAUAUUAUCAUUGCCAUUUCCUGCCUAAAAUUACUAAACGUUGUAGGAAUGAACAUCAAGUCAAGUAACUUCACUUUCCCCUACAACGUAUACAUUGCUAACAGAUGAUAACCAUUUUUUAAAAGCAUAACCACAGUACCAUUAUGACAUCUAACAACAUUAACAAUAACUUCUUAAUAUUAUAUGUUUUCAGUUUUCCCUAGUUGUCUCAAAAAUGUCUUUUUACAGCAUUGCCUCCUGAGAAGUGCAGUGAGGAGGACAAAAGAUGACUUUUGAGGAUUCCUUCUCAAAAUGUGUAAUGUAAAUUUACUGAAGAAACAUCAAUUAAAACCAAGUAAGGGACACUCUACAAGUAAUUGGCCUUUACUCUUCAAAAAUCAAAGUCAUGAAAAACAAAGACUGAAGUAACUGUUACAGAUUAAAGGAGACUAAAGAGACAUUCACAGUGUAUAAUCCUAGAUUGGAUCCUGGACCAUGAAAAAAUGUUUUUCAAUUGCUGUAAAAGAUACUAGUGGGACAGUUGGCAAAGUUUGAUUAAGGUAAUAAAUAUUAUGAUUUUAUAUUAAUUUCCAGAUUUUCGUAAUUGUACUAUGGUUAUGUAUGAGAAUAUUCUUGUCUUUAAAAAAUACACAUGAAGUAUUUAGGGAUAAAGGAGCAUUUUGUUGGCAACUCACUUUCAAAAAACUAAUAUUAGUAUGUAUAGAGAGAAUGUUAAAUACAGUAAGAUGUUAACAUUUGGAGAAUCUAAAGGGUAUGUGGGAAUUCUCUGUACUGUGGCAACUUUUCUAUACGUCUAAAAAUAUAUCAAAAUAACUUUUUAAAA
Camelus dromedarius (Arabian camel) is the source of this 2748-nucleotide messenger RNA. RefSeq names its product zinc finger protein 277 (gene ZNF277). Lineage: Eukaryota; Metazoa; Chordata; Mammalia; Artiodactyla; Camelidae. The record is from RefSeq and is a predicted model, not a curated record. The transcript has 12 exons. The coding region runs from base 55 to 1425 and encodes 456 amino acids.